Messenger RNA from Diospyros lotus (date-plum), 2444 nucleotides. RefSeq names its product alpha-dioxygenase 2. The transcript has 10 exons. Gene Ontology annotation, biological process: response to oxidative stress. The coding region runs from base 77 to 1975 and encodes 632 amino acids. The record is from RefSeq and is a predicted model, not a curated record. Gene Ontology annotation, molecular function: oxidoreductase activity, acting on single donors with incorporation of molecular oxygen, incorporation of two atoms of oxygen; heme binding; peroxidase activity. Lineage: Eukaryota; Viridiplantae; Streptophyta; Magnoliopsida; Ericales; Ebenaceae.
ACUUCAGAUACACCACUGCUGAAACUUCGCCAUUGCUCACACUCCGAAAGGUUAUCCACACAAACACAACCCCACCAUGGCAAUCUUCCCAUCUUCUUCGUCCUUCAUUCAUCCUCAACUAUGGCAUAUCGUAGCCAAGAUGUCUCUCCUUGACACCAUUCUGUUCUACAUCAUAAAUUUGGUGGACAAGUUGGGGAUAUGGCACAGAUUGCCGGUGUUCAUGGGGCUGGCUUAUUUGGGAAUCAGGCGGCACUUGCACCAACGAUACAAUCUCUUGGACGUCGCCGGGAAAAUAGGCCGUAAAUAUCAGGUCGGAGAGUUCGGAUAUCGGACGGCCGACGGAACCUGUAACCAUCCUAACGAUGAUCUGAUCGGCAGCCAGGGAACUGUGUUUGGCCGCAACAUGCCUCCCUCCACUUCACUCUACGGAUUGCUUGAUCCUCACCCAACAUUGGUGGCCACCAAGCUUUUGGAGAGAAGGAAGUUCAUAGAUAGUGGGAAGCAAUUCAACAUGAUUGCUUGUUCUUGGAUACAGUUCAUGAUUCAUGACUGGAUUGAUCAUAUGGAGGACACUCACCAGGUGGAACUCAAAGCUCCGGAUGAAGUUGCAGAUGGGUGUCCAUUGAAGUCAUUCAAGUUCUUUAAGAAUAAACAAGUUUCUACAGGCUCACUGGAGGUUAAGACUGGGUUUCUGAAUACAAGAACCCCAUGGUGGGAUGGGAGUGUAAUCUAUGGCAAUAACAAGGAGGGGAUGGGAAGGGUGAGAACAUUUAAGGAUGGCAAGUUAAAGAUCUCAGAAGAUGAACUUCUUGAACAUGAUGAAAAGGGAAUUCCCAUCUCUGGUGAUGUCCGAAAUUGUUGGGCAGGGUUCUCGCUUCUGCAAGCUUUCUUUGUCAAGGAACAUAAUGCUGUUUGUGAUAUGCUCAGAGAAAAUUACCCUAAUUUUGAUGAUGAGAAGCUCUAUAGACAUGGGAGAUUGGUAACUUCCGCAGUCAUUGCCAAAAUACACACUAUUGAUUGGACAGUUGAACUCUUGAAGACUGACACUCUUUUGGCAGGCAUGAGGAUCAAUUGGUAUGGCUUUCUGGGAAAGAAAUUCAAGGAUUUAUUUGGACAUGUAUGUGGGCCAAUACUAAGUGGAUUGGUUGGUCUUAAGAGCCCUAGAGAUCAUGGAAUUCCCUAUUCUUUGACAGAAGAAUUUGUAAGCGUCUACAGAAUGCACUGCCUUCUACCUGAUGAACUUAUCCUAAGAGACAUUAAGUCUUCAACUUCUGAAUACAAAUCCCCACCAAUUGAAGAAGUGUUGCCUAUGAAGGAAAUGGUGGGGAAAGAAGGAGAAAGAAGACUAGCAAAAAUCGGAAUGGAGCAGAUGAUGGUAUCGAUGGGUCAUCAGCCAUGUGGAGCUGUAACAUUAUGGAACUACCCUACAUGGAUGAGGAAUCUUGUUGCUCAUGAUGUUAAUGGAGAAGAUAGACCGGAUCCAGUUGAUAUGGCAGCUUUGGAAAUUUAUAGAGAUAGAGAAAGAAGAGUUGCGCGAUAUAACGAGUUCAGAAGAAACUUACUCAUGAUUCCCAUUAGCAAGUGGGAGGAUUUAACCGAUGAUGAGAAGGUAGUUGAAGCUCUGCAUGAAGUCUAUGGAGACGAUGUUGAGAAACUUGAUUUGCUAGUAGGCCUACAUGCAGAGAAGAAAAUCAAAGGCUUUGCCAUCGGCGAGACAGCUUUCUUUAUCUUUCUACUCCUUGCCUCGAGGAGGCUUGAAGCUGACCGGUUCUUCACAACCAACUUUAAUGAGCAAACCUACACAGAGAAAGGCCUCGAAUGGGUAAACAAGACAGAGAGCUUGAAGGAUGUAAUCAGUCGGCAUUUCCCUGAGAUGACGAGGAAAUGGAUGAGAAGUUCAAGCGCUUUUGCAGUGUGGGAUUCGUCGCCAACUCCAACGACCUGCAUACCCUUGUACCUGAGACCAGUGCGGUAAUGUGGAGGUUUGUUUUUGAUGAAGAUGCCAGUUAGAGAGGGAGGGUCAUUGGAGCUGGUUGAAGAAGUACAUAUAUGAAUAACUGCUAAUUAGUACUUGUGAAAUGGAAAUAACAGUGUAUUUCCAGUGGUGAGUCGAGUGUAGAUACGCUUGUCUACUCUACGCAAUGUGGAGUGCCUUUCUGCAUGCAUCUCAUUACCUUUGAGUUGAGGUGUACAAUUAGAUUAGUAUCCAUCAUAAAAGUAUUAAUUUUAUUACAUAUUAUGAUGUGGUAAAUAUUCUGUAACUGCACUGUCAAGCUUGAACUCAUCUCUAACAAGGCAGGCUGGCUAUUCAAUUGAAGAACUCAGACUCAAGCAGGCUGUUGUCACUAAGAGUAAUGCUAUUCAUCUCCGGAUAGAUCCAAAGAUGAAUAGUAGUAAUGUGAUAGUCUAUGCAGAAGUGUUUGCCUGGAAAAGAUGAAAGGGCG